This is a messenger RNA of Morchella sextelata, 1449 nucleotides long. RefSeq lists its product as uncharacterized. The record is from RefSeq and is a predicted model, not a curated record. NCBI's taxonomy places the organism in Eukaryota, Fungi, Ascomycota, Pezizomycetes, Pezizales, Morchellaceae. Bases 1 to 1449 code for a protein of 482 amino acids. The transcript has a single exon.
AUGAAAGCCGCCAAAAACGCCUACUUCAAUGCAAUAAAACAAGCAAAGCAAGAGCACUGGAACUCAUUUGUUUCCAAUGCCAGCUCCCAGGACCUCUGGAGACUGAAGAAAAUGGCAUCAAAGAUGGAAGACCAUGUCCCCUCACUUCCAAACUCACCCACACCCACCCUCCUCAAUAAGAACCUAAUCAACGCCUUCUACCCACCUAGAACGGAAGCACCAUCACCACCCCCCAUCAACUACCAAGACGUGACACCCAUAACCCCUGAGAAAGUCCAAAACGUCUUGAAAACAACCUCCAAUCUCUCAGCACCAGGCCCAGAUACAAUCCCAUACAGUGUCUGGAAGAGAAUCCAUAAGGCAAACCCCCUCAUCAUAACCUCCCUCCUCAACCCACUCCUCGCGCACGGAUACCACCCCCUCUCCCUCAAAAGAGCCAACGGCGUUAUACUUGCAAAGCCAGGAAAGACCGACUACUCCUCCCCCACGGCAUACAGAAUCAUCGUCCUCCUACAAACCUUCUCCAAAAUUCUGGAAAAGAUCGUCACACUCCGCCUUGCAAAGAUCGCAACCACCACAGGCCUUAUCCACCCCCACCAAUGCGGUUCUAUCGCCGGCCUCUCUACAGCCGACGCCGUUACUACGCUAAUACAUGAGACGAAAGCAAUGCAGCUAGCCAAGCUGAAAGUCUCCACCCUCUUCCUUGAUAUCAUAGGGAGUUUCGACCAUGUUCUUAAACAAACCCUCGCCCGCCUCCUCGCCGCCAAAUCUGUCCCCCCAUACAUAAUCAACUGGACCCUAUCCUUCCUCUCCGAUAGGCACAUCACCCUCCUAUUUAAAGGCUCCCCGAAGAUCCCCACUACAGUUCAAGUAGGGGUCCCCCAAGGUUCUCCCAUCUCCCCCCUUCUCUUCGUCAUCUAUGUCAAUUUCCUCUACAACUACGACCCAUCACCCGGUCUCACCCUCUCAUGCGUGGACGACUUCUCCAUCACAGUCGGCUCAACAUCAUACCAGCAAAACAUUACCAUCCUUCAGAAUCACUACCAAAAGCUAACAGCCCUGGUCACGCCUCAAAAUGUUUCCUUCUCGGUAGCACAAAGAGAACUAAUGCACUGGCGAACACCAAGAGACAAAUCCCCGACAUGCCACACCCCAAUCCUCCUAGACGGACAAGAAUUCCAACCCGGGCACCAAGUCAGAUGGGUGGGCUUCUGGCUCUCCCCCUCCUUUAACCCCAACAUCUACUUCCUAAGAAGACUAGCCUCAGCAAGGUCGGCCUUCGGCCUUAUCCAACGCUUCUCAUCCGCAGGCAAAGGCGUCUCCUCCCAUAACUGCCAAAAGGCCGCCACCCUAGCGAUAAGACCCAUGCUUACCUAUGGCGCAAACGUCCUCACCCCAACCUCAGCCCUCAAACCAAUGACGACCUUCUGGAACUCCGUACUCCGGUGA